Molecule: messenger RNA, 3353 nt
Organism: Lampris incognitus (smalleye Pacific opah)
Lineage: Eukaryota; Metazoa; Chordata; Actinopteri; Lampriformes; Lampridae
Product: microtubule-associated tumor suppressor 1-like
Exons: 15
Coding region: 10-2463 (817 amino acids)
Cellular component (GO): nucleus; cytoplasm
Molecular function (GO): microtubule binding
Source: RefSeq, a predicted model, not a curated record
GCUAACACCAUGGUGUCGGUGCGCAGCUCCGAGCUGGGGCCUCUCGGCUGGAACGCCGUCACUAAACACAAGCUCUUCCUGCAGAGAGUCUCCUCCAGGCUGGGGCCCGGCGCCAGGCAGCAGGGCAGAGGAGCCGCCGCGGCCAACAAGGGCGGCCCGGCAGGGAGGUGCGCCUCGGGGUCUAACCCGGCCCCGAGCUCAGGGACCGGACCCCCGGGACAGGGGAGCCUCGGCCCCUUGCCGGUCCAAACCCAGGGCUCUGUGCCGGAGAAGGACGGGCGGUGUAGCGGGAGUGGAUCCCCGACUAGAACCAGGCAGAACCAAGGUCAAAUCCAAGGUAUCCCCAAGGCACGCGCCGUGGCAGAGCGAGCAUCCGGAUUGGCCGCCCCAGCUUCCGUGACCCCCAGCCUCAAGCCGUUCGCCAAUCAGCUGCCAGGAUCGGGGCCGGGUGGGCGAUUGGGAGGCGCCGUUUCAUCCAAACUCCCCGUUAAGGGAUUAUCGGCAAAUCCUGGCUCCUCGGCGCUGGGGAGCAACGGCAGCGCCACCGAGAGCAGCGGGACCGCGGCAGCAAACAAAGCUUCAGCGCCGACCAACACAGGACCUCCGGAAGUAGUGGGGGCCAAGCCAGAGGACCGGCCCAGCCGAAGCGCUCUUCCUGUGGGCGCCCAGAAUGUGGCGAAGCCUCCCAGCUCCCCGACCACAGCCUCUAGUAACUCCCUCACAAGUGCUAACAGCAAUGCUGCUGCCACUGCUGCUACCAAGGUCCCGGGGAUGAGGAGCCGAGCCCUCUCCCUGCAGGCUAGGACCACCACCACAGGUCUCAAGGCCCCGGCGGUCACCAAUCACAUCGUGGCCAAGACGUUGACCGCUAAUCAAGCUGCGCCGAAGGCGGCUGCCCCCGCCAGUCAGGCGCCAGCGAAGCAGUCCCAGUACCACCUGCAGAGGAGCGGCUCGGCCCGGUUCAGUCGCCUGAACACCGCAGUGGACAAGAACAAGCCGAGGGGGGCGCCGGCGAGACCCAUCACUGCAAACACCGCCGCACCACCACCGGUGUCCACCAGUGGAAGCAACCAGAACCAGCAGCAGCCUCCACCCGAGCUGGUAUCGGACCCGAUAAACACACAUGGCACGGCUGCGUCAGUUUUCCCGGUUUCCACUUCUGAAACCACAAACACCGUGGGGUCGACCGGGACGACGGCAACCUCCGGUUUCAGCUUCAGGGCCAGGGCCGGGUCACGGUCCAGCCCCAAAACCUGCUCUCGACUGCAGAACGGGUUGGGGCCCGCGUCUAAGCUCAAAGCAGGGGAGGCCGGUGGCGGGUGCGCGACAGUGGCGGAUCAAGGUUCGGGCCAGCUUAAAGUGGACCACGUUAAGGAGCAGACCGAGAAGAAGAACCAGGGGAUCCAGCAGCUGAGGAAACUGCUGGUCCAGGGGAACAAGAGGGUUGAGGCUCUGGCUACAGUCAUCCAGCACCUCUUCUCUGAGCGUGAGGAGACCUUGAAGCAGAAGAAGGAGUUAUCCCUGGAAAUAGCCCACCUCAGAGAUGAACUGGUCUUGUCGUCUCAGAGCUGCGCGCGCCUGCAGACGGAGAAGGAGGAGGCACGUGUCUCCCUGGAGGAGACGCUGAAGAAGCUGGAGGAGCAGCACAAGGAGGAGCUGGCACAGCUGGAGGACAGGUUAAGGAGCUUCUAUCAGACGGAGUGGGACAAAGUCCACCAGGCAUACCAAGAGGAGGCCGACAAAUGUCGCACACUGAUGGAACAGCAGGUGGAGGAGCUGAUGAGCAGACAGGAAGUGGAGAGGAAGAACCAGGAAGCGAGUCACAGCCAAAAGAUGGAGUCGCUCAGACAGCAGUACGAGACCUCUGUGGAAGAGCUGAAGAGGACCCAGCUGCUGGACCUGGAGAACCUGGAGAAAACACUGAAGGAGACCGAAGCGUCUCUCUCUGAAAAAAUCGCCGUGCUGUCAUCGGAAAACGAGGCUCUGAGUGAGAAGCUGAGGGCUGAAGAGGAGAGGAGGAAGAGGAUCCUCACAGACAAAAAUCUGAAGGACUCCCACACCGUGUACCUGGAGCAGGAGCUGGAGAGCCUGAAGGUGGUGCUGGAGAUUAAGAACACUCAGCUGCACCAGAAGGAGAAGAAGCUGAUGGAGAUGGACAAACUGGUGGAGAGUAACGUGAAGCUAGAGGAGUGUCUGACGAGGGUCCAACAGGAGAACGAGGACUACAAGGCCAGGAUGGACAAACACGCAGCCCUCUCUAAGCAGCUGUCCAGUGAGCAGGCCAUGCUCCAGCAGAACCUCCAGAAGGAGUCAAAGGUCAACAAGCGUCUGUCCAUGGAGAACGAGGAGUUGCUGUGGAAACUGCACAACGGUGACCUGCUUGCGAGCCCCCGCCGCCUCUCCCCCACCUCCCCCCGAAGCUCCGCCUACUUCCCUACCUCCACCACCCUGUCGCCAAGAUGACCCCACCAACAGCCAGCGUGUGUAUGUGUGCAUGGCAGCGUGAGUGCCUGUGUGACAGGUCUGAGGAAUAUCCUACUGGAAAUGCUCUCAGAGCCCCUCACCCAACCCCGCCCAAACCCCCCCCCAACCCCCCCCCCAACCUCUCUUUGAUCGCAUCAAUUCCAAAUAUGGACAAAGGAAUACAGACGAUUCAUUCUGAAUUUUAAAAAAAAAGGACUGGUAAGGACGUGUGUUUUGAUAGAGAAAAGACGUUGUGGUGGCACCGCUGCACUUGCUUGUGAGCGUCGGACUGGCCUUGCUCCGUGUCAGGGGGACUGGCCUUGCUCCGUGUCAGGGGGACUGGCCUCACUCCGUGUCAGGGGGACUGGCCUCGCUCCCUGUCAGGGGGACUGGCCUCGCUCCGUGUCAGGGGGACUGGCCUCGCUCCUUGUCAGAGGGACUGGCCUCGCUCCGUGUCAGGGGGACUGGCCUCGCUCCCUGUCAGUGGGACUGGCCUCGCUCCCUGUCAGGGGGACUGGCCUCGCUCCGUGUCAGGGGGACUGGCCUCGCUCCGUGUGGGGGAACUGGCCUCGCUCCCUGUCAGGGGGACUGGCCUCGCUCCGUGUCAGGGGGACUGGCCUCGCUCCGUGUCAGGGGGACUGGCCUCGCUCCGUGACAGGGGGACUGGCCUCGCUCCGUGACAGGGGGACUGGCCUCGCUCCUUGUCAGGGGGACUGGCCUCGCUCCCUGUCAGGGGGACUGGCCUUGCUCCGUGACAGGGGGACUGGCUUCGCUCCGUGUCAGGGGGACUGGCCUCGCUCCCUGUCAGUGGGACUGGCCUCGCUCCGUGUCAGGGGGACUGGCCUCGCUCUGUGACAGGGGGACUGGCCUCGCUCCUUGUCAGGGGGACU